UAUAACGCAGAGUCGAUCCAGUAACGUGCACCGCYGGCGUGAUUUCUCGUCAACAACUGCUGCCAUGUCUUCCCAAGCCGAACAAACCGUGUCCGGAUUCGAGUGCCGCAACUGCGGGAAACUUUUUCACACACAGAGGAUCAUGCAGCACGAGAAAAUAUGCAUGGCCGUCUACGUCCCCCGACCGCAUUCGAUCGGGACGCCACCGGCGGACAUUCUUGUUUCCCGGGAAGCAUCGCCGAUCCCUCCGAGCGCACGGUUCGAAUUUCCCCUGAUGCUCUACGACAUGCUCGAAGACUGCACCUUUGACGAGGAUUACUGCAGGAUUGUGUCUUGGCAACCCCAUGGUUUGGCCUUCAAGAUCCACAGCAUAGAAGAACUCGAGAAAAUUCUGCACAAGUGGUUUCGGGAAAAAUACGAAUCGUUUCGCUGCCUCCUGGAACAAUGGGGGUUCGUAAAACUGAGCAGGGGAAAUGAUCGCGGGUGUUUCUACCAGAAAAAUUUCCGUCACCACUUGGCGUUGUCCCGAGCCCGCGAGAAAUACGCAAACAUCGAAAAAGACGAUUUUCUCAGAGGCAUGCCGCAAUACCUGCCCCGCCUUGAUGAACCAGAUUUGGAAAAGGAGUCAACCUUCGACAGCAUCAUAUCUACCAAAAAACGAAAAACAAAGAGCUUAUUUAGCCUCUUGAACGAGGAAAGCGCCAAAUCGGGAAAAAUUGCGAAGACUCUUCAUUUCAAUAAAAAUCUUUCUGAAUUAGCGAUUGARAAACCCAAGGUAAGCCAAAAGAAAGGAUUAAGGUACAAGGAAGWAAAUAAGAAGCAGUGCCGAUACUGUCACGGAAUGUUUCAUCCACAAGCUAUGUGGAAGCAUGAGAAGUUUUGUGCCACUCGAAUCCGCGAAAUARAGUGGAACKACAGAGACGACAACAAACACAGCAAAAGAUUUAGAAAGGAUGAAUUGACUUCCAGAGASAACAAGUCAGAUAGUAGUAGUAUGAAAGUUUCGUACAACGAAAGAUGUCCGAUAGCAAAGAAUGACGAURCCAAAAUUUACAAACGUUCGGCUCUGUCAGACGAGUCGUCCCUGUCAUCAAAUGACUCUGGUUGUCGAAUUUGCGGCUUUGAUGACGACCACGCUAAUCUUCUUUUGUGCGAAGGAUGUGAUACGGAACACCACAUAUACUGUCUGAACCCUCCGCUUGACAAAGUACCAGAAGGUGAYUGGUUUUGUGGUAAGUGAUUUCACAAUGGACACUGUGAACKCUUGUCUAUUAUUGCGAAGACCAUUUCUGACAAUAUUUUUUUGGKKAAACUCAAAUGAAGAUAAAUGCAAAGCGCGAAUGGAYAAAGCACAGAUURACGUAGAGAAAUUGAUGCAUAAAGUUCCCCCGGAAAUGCAAAAGAGAUUCGGAGAGAUAUGUUUUGCCAAAAGUGCGGAAAAUGCUCACUGGUGGCCUGCCCUGAUUUUUGAUCCUAGAUCCUUCCUUAACAACCUCGAAGUUGUCGAGUUGGUGCGAAAGAAUCUAGGGAAGAGAUAUCUUGUAUUCUUUUUCGAAAAUCAAGAUGCGUUUGCUGCCAUUCCGAAGAGAUGGAUCGUGACAUGGGAAGAAGGUGUAAAAAAGGAAUUCGAUCGGGGAAAAUCUGUUCGUCACGCAAGUAAAACUCGGAAAGAGAGAUUUCAGAGAGCAAUGAACCUCGCAAACCAAGCACUUGCAGAUAUUGCAGCCGCCGGAUAUUCGGAAUCUGAGACAGGAUUCGACUCUCAAUUUGAUAAUGACGAUGACGAAAACGCCGGGAAGAAAACGAACAAGGAUAUCCGGAAAACAGAACUAGAAAAUUCUACAAUUUUUGAUUUAGAUCCAGAUUUUGAUUGGAAGUCUUUAAGGGAACAAGCUUAUAGGGAGACCAUAAGUGCAAGCCCGUCACAAUACCCGACAGUGAUWAAGCCUGCUAUAAGGAAGAGGAUGAAAAAUAAGGGAAGGAGAAUCCGGGCGCAGCCAUACAUUGGAAAGMAACUGUGUUAUAUUGGAAGUUUUUCAGACGAACACAAAGCUGCCUUUGCUAUUGAAUGCUUCCUGAAGAAAAUGAAAUUAGCGUUCGAUGACUUAAAAAAUGGCGAUAGCUCUCUCGGUUCUCACUCCGAUUCUAACGACCCAACUGAUGGCGGCAAAAGAAGGUCCGAUCUUAAAUCUCGAGGAGGUUUUCAAUCGCCCUCAUCGGAAAUAUCAUCAAWGAAYGAACCCGUUGCCAAGGCAGCGGAUCCGUCGUCAUUUGGAACAUUCACGGAUAGGAAGCCUCCUAUGAGGCCACGGUUGCGACGGGYUGCAAAAAUAGCUUCCAAAACAUCAUUAAGUAAUGAAAUUGUGCAUCCUUCGGAAAUGUCAAAGAAAGUGGAAUCAAUAGAGAAGGACGCAGCCUCGCGGCCCCAAAAUUUGGAGCAUCUCGAAGAUGAUGAGAGGGAUGAAUUACUGUUGAACGCAUCCUUGUGUCACUAUUAUCUUCUACCAUUAUCACAAUUUUGAUGGUAUUUUGCAUGAGCAUCGUGAUGGGCAUUGAGAUCUCAAUGCUGAUCCCAUCUCUAGUAGGGUCCACAUAUGGUUCCAACGUUGCUACUGACUUCUCUCUAUUAACAAUCACUACCAGAAUACUAUUAGUAUUUCCUAUACAAAUUAGCAAAGG
Molecule: messenger RNA, 2679 nt
Organism: Pseudo-nitzschia multistriata
Lineage: Eukaryota; Bacillariophyta; Bacillariophyceae; Bacillariales; Bacillariaceae
Source: the annotation of a GenBank genome assembly